CGCAAACAAAGCCAAGAACAACAACAGUCAAUUCGCGCCCGCUUUUCCAAUAUGAAAUCCUGCGAAACCAGCGUAAUCAAAUAUGCGCUCUUCAUUUUCAACUUAUUCUUCGCCGUCUCCGGCAUCGGUUUGAUAAUAGCCGGUGCCCUCAUCCUCUCGGACAUCGACGAAUUCGGCCACUUUUUCGAAGGGAAAAUCUCCGCCCCGGCCGUUGUUCUCAUCGUAGCCGGAUGCAUAGUCUUCUUCGUGGCCUUUUUGGGCUGCUACGGCGCCCUGCGGGAGUCCUAUUACAUGCUGAUAGGGUUCGCAGUGUGUCUUCUGGUGAUUUUUAUCGUGGAAUUCGCCGUGGGAAUCGCGGCGGCUACAUACAAGAGCCAAUUCCAGGGCGUCCUGAAGGAGUCCAUGGCGAGGUCCUUGGGGAAUUACGAGGCUAACAAGGCGGAUAAGGUCGCUUGGGAUACCCUCCAGUCGAAGCUGGAAUGCUGCGGAGUCGACGGCCCCACAGAUUGGAAGAGAAGACCUGAUUCCUGCUGCGCUUCCUCGCCCAGGCACUGCCAGGACCUGGUGCUCCUGGAUAGCAACCUUUAUUCGUACGGGUGUUUCCAGGAACUCCAGUCGAGAGCCGAGAGCUCUGCUAAGGUCCUCAUAGGAGUUGGAAUAGGAAUAGCCUUUGUUGAGAUUAUUGGGAUAAUACUGGCACUCUGGAUGGCUUCGGCGGUAAAAGAUAAGAAUUAGUAUAUGAAUGCAAAAAUAGUAAUAAUUUCGGGUAAAAUAAGAUGAUUUUUGUCGAUAAAAUUGAAUUUCUACCAGUAAUUUUACGUACAUUAGAAAAUUUAGAUAUGUAGAAAUGCAAAGUGAAUAGAAAAUUAGAAAUUUGUACUUCUUUUGGCCAGAAAUAUAAC
Molecule: messenger RNA, 902 nt
Organism: Phyllotreta striolata
Lineage: Eukaryota; Metazoa; Arthropoda; Insecta; Coleoptera; Chrysomelidae
Source: the annotation of a GenBank genome assembly